Amblyraja radiata (thorny skate) is the source of this 8200-nucleotide messenger RNA. It is a transcript of the gene aff4, whose product is annotated as AF4/FMR2 family, member 4. Lineage: Eukaryota; Metazoa; Chordata; Chondrichthyes; Rajiformes; Rajidae. The transcript has 22 exons. Gene Ontology annotation, cellular component: nucleus; super elongation complex. The record is from RefSeq and is a predicted model, not a curated record. Bases 385 to 3987 code for a protein of 1200 amino acids. Gene Ontology annotation, biological process: regulation of gene expression.
UUCGGGCUCAGGGAGGGGAGGAGGGUUCCUAAAAUGGCGUCCGCCUGAUUACCGCCGCUCCUGCUCCAGCUCCACGCCGACUUCCACACACUGGUUUUAUUUCCUGAAAAAAAAACACUCCCACCUUACAAGCACGUCUGUAAAUAUUUGAUUGCACCGCGAUCGGUUCGAUGGGCGUGGACGGCCGGCGACGGCGGCGGGGGGAGACGACGACGACGACGGCAGCAACAGCAGAGGCGGCGGCGGUGCAUCUGAGGUGGCGGUAGGGCAAGGGAGCCGCCGGCUUGUCUUCCCCUCCCCUCUCCUGGCCGGCCCUGUAAUCCCCCUCUUCCAGUUGCGUGGAUGUGCAAGAUGGCUCGGGGCCUGGGACAGCACUGAAGCAACAUGAACCGUGAAGAUAGAAAUGUACAACGAAUGAAAGAACGAGAGCGGAGAAAUCAAGGAAUUCAGCAGAAUGAAGAGACUUUCCCUGGAAAUUCCCCUCUCUUUGCUGAGCCGUAUAAAGUACAGGGGCGAACAGAAGAUAAACUUUCCAGCAAAAUCCAGAGCAUGUUGGGAAACUAUGAUGAAAUGAAAGACUAUAUAGGAGACAGACCUAUUCAAAAGUUCAUUGACAUACCCAAAGGGACAGUUUCAUCAACUACAGAUGAGAAAUCUGAUCAAGCUUUCUUUACAGAGCAUAGACACAGUGCAUCUCACCAAAGCAGUAAGUGGACUCCAGUGGGUCCAGCAACUUCUGCCCCUAGUACUUCAUCGCAGUCACAAAAGAGAUCAAGUUCGGGGUUGCCGAGCAGCCAUGGCAGUGGCCAAAGACAUGGCGGUAGCAGCAGCAAUACUGGGAGUGGCAGCAGCCAGCGACACGACCGUGAUUCACACAGUAGCAAUCGUAAGAGAAGUGGGCAACAUGGAUCUGAACACUCAAAGUCCCAUUCAGUCAGUCCGGCAAAACCACCUGCAGUUUCUUCAUCUUUAAGUUCUAGUCAUUCCAGGUCUCAAGGAAGUGACCACCAUAGUAAAGAGCGCCAUCGGUCAAAAUCUCCCCGGGACCUGGAUGCUACCUGGGACUCUCCGUCACGUGUUCAUACUUUUCCUGCUAGUGGGCAGCAUACUUCACAAUCUUUCACUCCUGCAUUGAUGUCCAAGCCCAGCUCAAUGAUACAGAAGCCCACUGCAUAUGUAAGGCCCAUGGAUGGACAGGAUCAAGCACCUAAUGAAUCAGUAGAACCGAAGAUUCCUUCUGAGCAUUAUGGUAGCCAGCCUCAUGGGAGCAGUCUGGCUGAAAUGAAGUCCGGCAACAAAGUGCUACUUUCAAAACUGAAAAUCCCAUCUCAAUCAGUGGAGUCUUCAGUCUCCGGUGACGCCAGUUGUGUGGAUGAGAUUUUAAAGGAGAUGACUCAUUCCUGGCCACCACCCCUGACAGCAAUUCACACACCAUGCAAGGCUGAGCCAUCAAAAUUUCCAUUUCCAACAAAGGAAUCUCAGCAUGUUAACUACAGUGUACAAGGGCAGAAGAGGUACAAUUCAGCACCAAAGUCAACCUCCAGCCAUCCUCAAACAAAAUGCUCAGAAAGUGACCAGACUCCUUCAGGAGUGUUGGAAGAGGACCUCAAACUUAGCAGCAGUGAAGACAGCGAUGCAGACCAGGACUCGGGGAAACAACCUGCAAGGGUUACUCCAGAAGGUAGUUCUGAACCUGCCCAGCAAAACAAUGAGUGUUUGGAGCCUCCGAGGGCUGACUCGAGCAGCCACAGUGGGUCUGAGAGUAGUUCUGGAUCUGAUUCAGAAAGUGAGAGUAGCUCGAGUGACAGUGAAGCUAAUGAGCCAGCACCUAGUUCUCCAGACCCCGAUCCUCCACCUUCUUCAAGUAAGUGGCAGCUAGACAACUGGCUCAACAAAGUGAGUUCGCACAAAGUUUCACCAGCUUCGUCUGUGGACAGUCACAUUCAAUCAUCACAGGGUCGCAGUUACAAGAAGGAGAGUCGAGAUCAGGGCGCCGCGUACGAGGACCCGGGUGGGUCCAAGGAUGCGACUGCAGUCACGCCUGGGCGAGAUUCGAGGAAUACACAGAAAGGGUCGGAGACCAGAGGUCGCCAGAAGUCGCCGGCUCAGAGUGAUGGCAGCACGCAGAGGAAAACGGUCGGUAAAAAACAGCCCAAGAAAGCAGAGAGACCAACGGUGACCGAGGAGCCAAGGGGCGGGCUGAAAGUUGAAAGUGAGCCGACUUCCAACCGGGCAACCCUUAACCCUGCCAACCAUCACAAAGCUGCUACGAAAGGUUCACGAAAGCCCAGCACUAAGCGAGAAUCCAAGUCGUCAGCAAGGGCAAUGACUGAAAGGAAACACAAGAUUGUCACCAAAACAGCCCAGAAAUCAAAAGAGCAUGUUCAAACAGACUUGUCGUCCUCUGACUCUGAGCAAAGUGAAACACUUCCACCUGUGUCCCAAACUCCAAAGUAUUCUGAGAAUAACAGGACUCCUGUCCAUAAACCCUGCAUUGACGGGGAAGAUACCAUUUUCCAGCAAAGGCUUUUCUCUCCUAUGGAAGAGAAAGAACUGCUUUCACCACUGAGUGAUGUCGACGACAAGUAUCGCAACAUUACUUCACUCAUUGUCAGAAUUGAUUUAAGUCUGUUAUCUAGGAAACCGGAAUCACCUCACAAGGAGACAAAGCAGCCCCAAAUGGACAAGGAGAUCUCUUCAGACAAACGCAUGCAUGACACUCCAAAGCAAUCCGCUGAGAAAAAGUCCAACAAAGUCAAACGGAAACACAAAAACGAUGCUGAAAAUGAGAGCAGUGACAGCAAGAAAUCUAAGACGGAAGAAAGGACAAAUUCUAACCACAAACCAUCCAUUAGCAGAGAGGGUUCUUCAAAACCAGUUGGCGAAAGAGAAAAGCUGCCUCCGCCAUCUCCAUCUGCAAGCGUUGGACAAAAAACACCCAAAACCGAGCAUAAACACCCAAGUCGUCGAAGAACUGCCAAUCCAACCUCCACCUCAAAGAGCAAGAAUGGUAACCCAAAGCAGACUAGUAGCAGCAGUAAUAGCAGCAAAAGUAACUCCUCGUCUUCCAAGCAUAAAAAAACAGAUGACAAAACAUCCUCGCGUCCAAAGGAAAACCGAUCACAGGAAAAAAUUCAAGUGAGCUCCUCGAGUGCUUUGCAGUCAUCUGCACCAUCAGGAGAUGGUUUGAAGUCAAGGCGGCCCAAGCUGAGCUUUGAUGAUCGGUUACAUUCAGCAGAUCAUUACCUUCAGGAAGCAAAGAAACUUAAGCACAAUGCAGAUGCACUGUCUGACAGGUUUGAAAAAGCAGUGUAUUAUCUUGAUGCUGUGGUAUCUUUCAUUGAGUGCGGCAAUGCUUUGGAACGCAAUUCUCAGAAAGCCAAAUCUCCUUUCCCAAUGUAUGCUGAGACUGUAGAACUUAUCAAAUACACUAUGAAGUUAAAGAAUCAUAUGGCACCUGAUGCAACAGCUGCAGACAAGAAGCUGGCUGUUUUGUGUCUACGAUGCCAGUCGCUUUUGUACAUGAGGUUGUUCAAAUUAAAGAAAGAUAGUGCACUAAAAUAUUCCAAAACAUUGACUGAACACCUUAAGAAUUCGUACAGCAGCACUCAAGCUCAAUCACCUGGUGUUGGAAGCAAAGCUGCUGGCACGCCAUCCCCAGUGUCUCCCAAGGUUUCUCCGGGGAAUACCGGGACCUAUUCCUCCGGAAGUAGCACUUCUUCCAGCAGUUCCUCUGCCUCCGUCACAAUUCCGCAGAGAAUCCACCAGAUGGCAGCCAGUUACGUUCAAGUUACGUCCAAUUUCCUCUUCGCCACCGAAGUGUGGGAUCAAGCUGACCAGCUGGGUAAAGAGAACAAAGACUUUUUUGUGGAGCUGGACAAAGCGAUGCACCCGCUGGUGUUCAACAGCAGCAGUAUGACUGACCUUGUGCGCUACAGUCGCCAGGGGUUACACUGGCUCCGCCUGGAUGCUAAUCUGUCACCGUGAGCUCGGGGGGGGGGGAAAAAAGUUGGACAGAAGACCGGAAAAAUCUGCCUUUUUCUUACUGUCACAGAAUUACGUCAUGUCACUCUUUCCACGUUUUUUCUAAUUGUAAAUAGGCUCCUGACCUUUUACAGAACAAAAAAAAUUAUGAUAUAUUACCAAUGAAACUAUUUUUGAACCUAGUAACAUAACUUUCUGAUUUAAAAAAAAAAAAGCAAAUAGCAUUUUUUUAACAUUUCUGUUACAUUUCCUCACAGAUACCUUAGAACUUUGGGAAUUUUGUUCCUAUUAUGCAGGAUCAUUUAAUUUUUGUUAGAGUCGAGAGUCUCGUAAUCAUGCAUACCAUGACUUGCGCCUUUUACAUUUCACUAAUCAAGCAAUCACUGCUUUGAAAGAAAAACCCAGGUUAACUUGCAUGGAUUCUACAAUGGGUGCAUUAUAUUUUAUAUCGAUUCUCUAUUCUGUUUGAUGUUACCAAAUAAGUUCAUAGCUAUUCUAAGGAGUUUCACCAACCUUUAAAUACUGUUCAGUUCCUUGGCUGAAUCAGGAAUUAUCACAGGGUAUAUUAAAAAAGAAAUAUUAAUUGUGAGACUGUUUGCAUGUUUAAAGCCAGAUCUUGUUUCUGGAUCAAAUAGUAUGACCUUAUUGGGACAUGUACUACUUUCGAUGAAGAGGAGAAUCAUGCUGCUGUAUCUAUGGUACACAGUUCUAUGAACAGCAUCAAUUUUCCAGCACAGUUAAUAUAGCGUAACGAUGAAUGGAUCUUUUGUCGACAAACAUUUUAAGAUAUUAGGUGGGAUUUUUUUUUUGAUUUUUUUUACUGCAUUCAUUUUUGAAUGUUGAGUGUUGGCUGACUGAAUUGUCCAAGAUGAUCAAGUGUAACAUUUGUAUAGAAGGCAUGCUGUCGUGUACAGAGGUUGUACAGCGUUCGCAAGGUUCACAGUCACCAGUCUGACAAAUGAAUAGCAGCUCCUGGCCUCACCAACGUAAACUUCUGCUCAUCACCCUCACUGGGAAGGCAUCUGAUUCCACCUUGUGUACAUAGCACGAGAGUGCACUAAAAACGUGCAUUGUCCCAAAAGAAAAUGAAUUGACACCUUUUCACAGCGAGAUUUGUAUUUGCUUUGCAUUUAACUGGAUUAGUUUCACAACCUGCCACGGAGUGGAAAACUACUUUUUAAAACUGUAAUUGAAUUCCUAUGUGUUAGGUUCAAGAGAUGGAAAAACCGCAAGCUACCAGUACGCCGAAUAUGCUUCAGAGCUGCACGAUUUCUGUUCAAAUAUAAUUGCAUUGCAUUUCUUUAAAACUGAAACCGUAUAUAGCAAUUUUACAUUUUCUGUAUGGUUUUUGUACUGAUCUCUUUUGGGAGAUUUGAAUCUGCCACUUCAAACACACUGAGUGUGCCUGAUACAUUUCUUGUCUUUUUCCCCCUGAUUUUAAGCAUACAUUUUCAGUUAGAUUACAAGGUGCUGCAUCAGACACUAAAUCCGUGUAAAUUGUGUAAUUUUAAAGAGUUGUGUUGUUUUUCCAGCUUGGCUCUGUGUUGUUGUAUGUUGCUACAAUUAGUGACCACAUCUGCCCCGGAAUCCAUGCCUCUUCUGUCUUUCAAAAUGACUACACUGCUUUGUGAACCAGAGGUGGGAUCUCUUUCUGUGAGAGUAAACACAAAAAAAACCAACAUUUGGGAAAAGGUGCAAGCAUUUUUAAGUAGACUUAAGGUGCAGCCAGGUGACCUAAGGAAAUAUAGUGUCCUGUAUUUCUUUGUCCUAAAUAGAGAAUCUAUUUUAAUGCAAUAAUUAUUUAAAAUCCAAUGUAGGCCUGCAAGUCUUUAUUUUAAAACUAUUCCUAUCCUGCCAAUUUAAAAAAAAACGAAACCUCACACUUGCCGUAAUCUUAACAUUACAUUGGCUAGAUUAGUCAGUAAAUGUUUAAGUAACUUAAACAGGCAAAAAUGGAUUUAUUUGGGGAGGGGGGUUAUUUUGGGGAUAUUUGUUUUUUGCUAAAUUGGGCCAUUUUAUUUAUGUAUUUAUUUUAUUUUGAGGACACAUUCUGUAAAUGUGUUCCGUCUGCUGCUUUGUAAUGUUCUGCAAUGGAUUCCCUGCUGCAAAUCCACAUGACGUACUUGAAGUGGCAUCAGUAUUGAGAGCGCAUGGAUGCGACAGAGUGUGGGGUGAGGGGGGGGACAGCAUGAACAAGGGCUUUAGUUUUUUCCCUUCUCCCAGGAAGACUUUAAUUGUUCUGUAAUACCCCCAUCUCCGUGGAAAGGUGGGCUUGAUUGUGAGGUCACGCCUAAUUAACAGUAUCCCUUUCAACACUAUUGACUUAAUCUUGCGUAUAGGGCUUGUCAGAAGUAUAUUUUUAAAAGAAAUGGCAACUUUUAAGAUUCGUAGAGGUUCCAAUCAAAUGGAGCGACGAGGAACGGCUCUGCAAUCUGCUUUUCCUCGCAUCUGUUACUGCCGAAAUGCCUUUGUGUUUUCUGGCACACAUCGGAGAAGUCAAACAAAUGAUAUUUUGUGUAUUUAACAAACAAAAAAAAUGAGUGCCACUUGUUAUAGCCUAAUACUUGCAAAGUGAAUCUGUUUUUUGUAAUGUGUUCUCCUUUUGUGCGUUCUGUGGAAACCGCUAAUAUAUUGCCCCACAGUGCGAAACAUCCUUUAAAACGGUGACGAGCAGCGUCUUCCGGAACAGUGGUAUAUGGAGAGAUCGUCAAACACACACACACACACACACACACGCUCAGCCAAACUCCCAAAUGGUCACAACCAUUUGCCGUUGUCUCGAACUGCGUAUUUGAUGUUAAUACUGAAGGUGUGUAAUAGGCUUGUGUCUGUUAUGAUGUCUGCCAUGGAAUAUCAAGUUUUUAAAUGUAUGUGUAUUUCUAAUUAUAAAUGUUUAUUUGAUAGAAAUAACUGACCUUAUAAUAUUUUAUAGUAUUUAUUACUGUAGAUAUCCGGGUCAUCUCGACCUUUUUUAGCACAUUGUUCCCAUUCUAAUGCUUCCCUAUCACUUGUUUUUGAUUUUUUUUUUUUGGACGAACAGAUUUCAAUUGUUCAUUCGUCACCUGAUUUGUUUUAAUUUCAGACUUGAGCUACAAAUGAAUUGCUGGCUAUACGUUGAGCAUUUGGGUUUAAAGUAUGAUAGCAAACUGUAGUAUCAGUAAAUAAAAAGGGAAAUGAGAUAACUAUGACCAUGCGAGUAUGCACCUGACUUUUCUAUCUUCCUGUAAAGACGUUGUGGAAAUCAGUCCCGAUCAGUGUUUUUAAUCUCACCAAAUCAUUGUUCUCAAUUUGCCUGUGGGCUUUUUUUUUUUUGCUUUAAAUUCGAAGAGUCACUGAAAGUGAACAUUUCACACCAAGUUAAAUUGAUUCAUGUUUGUACCUAGUCGCCACCCCCAACUUACCUCCAAUCAUCAUGUUAGCCCCACCCUCAUUAAACUUAUCUGUCAUGGACAGGUUGCUUGGGAGGGGGCGGGGAGGUGGGGGGGGGGGAAUAAUGUAGUCACACAAUUACUAACAUAUUGUUUUUCAGGCCCUGCUUUAUGUGAAUGAUAUAUGUUCAUGGAGUGUUAAUCCUAUCAAAUAAAUGUAUUAUGAAAUAAAGGUAGUGUCAUUUAGGGUAUAUAACUUGCAAAAACAUGCCUUUGAAUUAAUGGGAAAUUGUCUAUUUUUCAUUCUAAUGUUCUUUUUAAGCUCCAAAUUGCCGUGUUUACAUAUGAUUUAUAACACUUGAAAAUGUUGGAUACGGUAGUUAAAUCAGUAAGUGAGAGCUCUUUUGUAGCUGCGGACAAUGUUCUCUAACAUGGUGCCAUCUUUAGCAGUAUGCAGUACCUUGUCCCUUUAGAAAGUGCUGCAGAGAUUGCCUCGGUCGUGGGUGAGGCAUUUGCAUUGGGAAGUAUUUGUAAGAUAAUGUUUCAGGCAAGUAAAGCAUUGUAUAACCUGAACUUUUGGCUUCUGUAAAAAUUAUAUAUUUUCCAUCAUAAUGGAAAAAGGUUUUUAGUAAAUCUAGAUUGUUGCAGCUCAGCUCUGUAUUUUUCAACUUUAGUCACAAGUUGCAUAUUUUUAAGUAAAAUGGAAUUCGCAUAUUUACAAUGUAUAAAGAAAACCUCAGAUUCUUAUUAUUCUGUCAGGAAAAGUAGAUUUGCUUUGUAUAAUGCAGACUGUUAACUUUAGUGAAUUUCCGGUGAGAUUUUUCUUUAAUAAAUUUUUCAAAUGCUGA